Acanthopagrus latus (yellowfin seabream) is the source of this 3674-nucleotide messenger RNA. Its product is annotated as lysyl oxidase homolog 2A-like. The record is from RefSeq and is a predicted model, not a curated record. Lineage: Eukaryota; Metazoa; Chordata; Actinopteri; Spariformes; Sparidae. Gene Ontology annotation, molecular function: protein-lysine 6-oxidase activity; copper ion binding. The transcript has 14 exons. Gene Ontology annotation, biological process: sprouting angiogenesis; peptidyl-lysine oxidation. Gene Ontology annotation, cellular component: membrane. Bases 219 to 2450 code for a protein of 743 amino acids.
GAUUGGCUGCUCCGUGUAUUGAGGAGUGGGCCUGGAGCGCGCGGCCAGCUGUGAGGGGAGCAGGGCGAACGGGCAGCGGAGUACUAAAGGGACAAAGAGCCGCUGCUUCCCAUCCCAUCCUCUCCAACAGGUCGGAAAACCACACCGAGUCUGAGGAAGAGCCUGCUGCUUGUUCUUCGCCUGUCAGAGUCAACCACUGCCUUUCCCCCCCUUGCAUCAUGCUGCGCCCAGUUGUAGUCCAGUGUCUUGUGUCCACCUUGCUGUCCAUUUGGGCCCUGUCCAACGCCCAGUCAGACUCUAAUGCCCCUGUGAUCCAGCUACGUCUAGCAGGGGAGAAGAGGAAACACUACGAGGGGCGGGUGGAAGUUUUCUACAAUGGAGAGUGGGGGACUGUGUGCGAUGAUGACUUCUCCAUCUACGCCGCCCAAGUGGUGUGCAGAGAGCUCGGCUUCAUGGAUGCCAAGUCUUGGUCGCCUUCAGCAAAGUAUGGAAGAGGAGAAGGCCGUAUCUGGCUCGACAACUUGCACUGCACUGGUGGAGAGAAGAGCCUUGCUCAGUGUGAGUCCAAUGGCUUCGGUGUGUCUGACUGCAAACAUUCAGAAGAUGUCGGAGUGGCGUGCACCCAGAAGCGCAUUCCAGGGUUCCAGUUCAUCCGGAACCAGGCCAGCAGCAACGAGGGUUUGACAGUGCAGGUGGAGGAUGUGAGGAUAAGAGCCACGUACUCUCACAGGAAAAGGAUUCCCAUCACUGACGGCUUUUUAGAGGUGAAAGACGGAGGCAAGUGGAGACAGAUCUGUAAUGAGGACUGGACUGAGAAGAACAGCAGGGUCAUCUGUGGCAUGUUCGGCUUCCCCGGGGAGAAACGUGUGAACAUGCGACCCUACAAAUUACUGGCCAAGCGUCGUAAGAAGAACUACUGGGGUUUCUCUGUCAACUGCACUGGCAACGAGGCUGACCUGUCCGAUUGUAAACUGGGCCGUGAGAUAGAGCUGAAGGGCAACCGCACCUGUGAGCAGGGCAUGCCUGUAGUGGUCAGCUGUGUGCCUGGACGUGCCUUUGCUCCCUGUGUCAGCGCCGGCUUCAGCAAGGCCUACAGGGUGGAGCAACCCUUGGUGCGUCUAAGAGGCGGAGCUAUGAUUGGCGAGGGCCGAGUGGAGGUGUUGAAGAACGGAGAGUGGGGCACGGUGUGUGACGACAACUGGGACAUUCAAGCUGCCACCGUUGUGUGUCGAGAGCUGGGCUUCGGCAGCGCCAAAGAGGCCUUGACUGGCGCCCGAAUGGGACAAGGGAUCGGGCCGGUCCACAUGAAUGAGGUGCAGUGCUCCGGGUUUGAAAAGUCACUGACCGAGUGUUACUUCAACCGUGAGGACCUGGGCUGCAGCCACGAGGAAGAUGCAGCAGUCAGGUGUCACGUUCCUGCCAUGGGCUUUAACAAGAGGCUUCGGUUAAGUGGCGGGCGUAAUCCCUAUGAGGGUCGUGUGGAGGUUCUGGGAGAGAGGAACGGCUCUCUGGUGUGGGGUACAGUGUGCAGUGACAGCUGGGGGACCAUGGAGGCCAUGGUGGUGUGCAGACAGCUUGGCUUGGGGUUUGCCAGCCACGCUUUCCAGGAAGCUUACUACUGGCAGGGGGAUGCCUCCGCUGAUGCGAUCGUGAUGAGUGGAGUGAGAUGUUCAGGGACUGAGCUGACUCUGGAUCAGUGUCUGCAUCACGGGAGACACAUCGACUGUCCAAAAGGGGGUGGACGCUUUGCUGCAGGUGUCUCUUGUACUCAGGCGGCCCCAGAUCUGGUCCUUGAUGCCCAGGUAGUGGAGCAGACCACCUACCUGGAGGACAGACCCAUGUAUAUUCUGAAGUGUGCCCAAGAGGAGCACUGUCUGUCCAGUAGUGCUGACAACGCCGACUCCAGCUCCUACCGCCGCCUUCUGCGCUUCUCCUCCCAGAUCCACAACAAUGGCCAGACAGACUUCAGGCCACGGGCGGCGCACCACUCCUGGAUCUGGCAUGAGUGUCACAGACAUUACCACAGUAUGGAGGUUUUCACCCACUAUGACUUGCUGAGUCUAAACGGCACCAAAGUAGCGGAGGGACACAAAGCCAGCUUCUGUCUGGAGGACACUCACUGUAAUGAGGGUAUCCAGAAGAAGUAUGAAUGUGCAAACUUCGGGGCACAGGGCAUCUCAGUCGGCUGCUCAGACACCUACAGGCACGACAUCGACUGUCAGUGGAUAGACGUCACAGACCUGAAGCCUGGCGACUACCUCUUCCAGGUUGUAAUAAACCCAAACUUUGAGGUUGCAGAAUCAGAUUACACCAACAACAUUAUGAAGUGCCGCUCCCGGUACGAUGGACAUCGGAUAUGGACAUACAACUGUCGUAUAGGUGGCACACUGGGUUCUGACACAGAGGAAACAUUCCCUGGAUUGCUGACAAACCAGCUCUCUCACAGGUAGACCACGCAAGACGGACAACGCAGUCGGACAGACAUUGGGGAAGUUUAAAAUAAUAUUUGACAACCACUAGAGGGAGCUGCACUGCUGUGCUUCCUCGGAGCAGUGCUGGAUUGUUGUUGAGUUCAGGGCUCAACUGGUACAAAGGACAAUAAUUUAACGGGAAAAUGAACUGCUUGCUUACCAAAUCUAUUAACCACAUUCAGCUGUAUAAAGUGUUCCUAUCUCUUAGUGCCUUCAUCAGUGAAAUGAAGGGUUUGACUUGGUGCUUAUGGGGAGAGAUGUCAGGGAGUGUUGCAGCCAAAUAAAUUAAAUUAAAUGUGCCAACAGUAGUCUUCUUAGCUGAAGUUUAAAACCAAAAACCAUUCGAUCAGACCUCAGCCCUGUUGAAUUUUCUUGGGAUGAAUGAAAAUACUACUACUGCCAGAUCUGGUGCUACAACUGAUUCGUGCACUGUAUGUUUUUCUAAAAAAUAGAUUAAUUGACAGGGGUGUGUUUAGGUCAAAUUAACUUCCACAGUAUUGGUUAUUUAAAGGCUUGAACUAGAUACUGAAAUCAAAUACAGUGCAUUAUUUUAAUUACUGCCAAUGACAAUGUCUCAAUCAAUGUCAAAGACAGAACUGACAAUUCAAAUGACUCAUGUUUUUAUAAAAACUGUAUUUAACUUUCUACAAAAAGUCACAUUUUAUAUAUAGGCUGCCAAACGUUGGAUAUAUUUUUACAUUGUCUGUCAGAAACCCUCCAGUGUUGAAUACAUUCAUGACAACAGAUAACUGGCUUUGUUUCCUAGUUAAGAUUUUCCAUCAUAUAUUGUCAGAACUAAGCGGAGUGAGAAAGUGCUUUUUAUCUCUCUGGAUUUAUGUUCCACAUACUUGAGCUCACUUUUAAAACUGUAUUAUUUAUUGAGUUUUUUUCUUGGUAGCUACAGCAGACACACAUUUACCUUUAUGAUCUGUGCAUCUCCUCGGCUUUUUUCUCACUGUCUGAGCUUUGAUACAUCAUUACUGUCAGGGACUACAAUUACAUUGUGGAUGUACUGUAAAUGCCACAAAUGUGUGUGAAAAUGCCUCCUCGUUCUGUAAAUUAGUUGUUCUUUAUGUAACAAAUUGAAAGAUCCUUCAUUUUAAAAGGGUACUUGUUGCUUGCUGCCUGACUGUUUUUAUUUUGUAUGCAUGGAUGAAUGUGGAUGAGCAUAACAUUUUUCAAAUAAAAAAUGUUCUAAGUAGA